CUCCGUUUUCUCUCUCUUCUCCGGCGAUUCUCACCGCGAAUCCGGUGUCCCCUCCUCCGUGAAUCCAUCCCACCGGCGUCCCCACCUCCGUGAAUCCAUCCCACCAUGUCUGAUGAUUCGAGUGUUCGUCGGCGUGCCCGACCUCGUCGUUCCGCACCCCGUGGCCGAGCUAGUUCGGUGAGCAGUUCCCGUGCAUCGGGUUCGUCGUCUCACGAACAAAACUCGGUUCAUGUCGCUCCGGCUCCCGCUCCGGCUCCCGCUCCAGCUCCUGCAGCCGCUCCACAUGACCCGGGGGUCAUGCCAGUUGAAAUAUUGGUUCAACAACCAGGUCGAGAGCAUCUCCCGGUUCUCGAACAAUACCCACGAAUGGGACACUCGACUUGGUUCAACAAGUCGACCAGUGGGAUUAGCGGGAGCAUCACCCAGAUGAUGUAUUCGAUGCUCCAGACGGGAUAUGACAAGUGGACUUCGAUCCCUUCCGCGGAACGCGAGUUGUGGUUUCGUCAGUUCGCGCAAGAAUUUACUUGGGACUCCGGCCAGACCGUCUACACGAAGCAGAUCUACGAGUGGAAGCAAGUAUGGCUGGAUGAGAGGAAGCCCCGGUUACUUAGCGGGACGGUGUGGACCCAAUUGAUCCAGCACUGGGAGAAGGAAGAGACUAUAGAGAAGUCUCUACAGAACUCCGCCAACCGGAAGAGCGAUCGUGGCGGGAAAGGUAUUUACGUGCACAACCUCGGCGCUUGCAGUAUGUCCUCUAAGGAGGAUCAACUGAUUCAAGAAAACGAUGGUAAUCCCGUCGAUCAUCUCGUCGUCAUUAAGGAGGCGUACACCAACAAAGGGACGGGUGAAAUUCAGGAUCCGGUGAUCAGAGAAGUCAUUGAGAUGGUGGAAUCUCAAAAAGAAGCUUUUCUAGCUUCUCAGCAGCCUCUUUCUGACGACGAUUCUACGGGUGCUUCGAACAACAUGUCCCGACUGCAAAUCAACGAGCUGGUUGAAAAGGCGGUCCCUAAAAAAAAGGGUCGUUUGGUAGGGUUGGCCCGUCGUGCUUCUUCGUGUCCGACUUCUUCAUCUCAAGUCCCGUACGCCAAUCCAUUGAUUCUAGAGCAGCUACAGAACAAGGAUCAAAGGAUUGGAGCAUUGGAGGAGCAGAAUGCUACAAUCCUUGCUGAGUUGGCGGAUCAGAAGAAGACCAACCUCGAGAUAAUGCAGAAGUUGGAUCGUUUGUUCCCGGAUCAGUAGUUUUUUUUUGUUUUUUAAUUUAAAACUUUCUAAAUGUUUUUUUUUUCAGUUUGUAUUAAAACUUAUUUUCUAUAAUAUUAUUAUUAGUUUCUU
This is a messenger RNA of Raphanus sativus (radish), 1332 nucleotides long. RefSeq lists its product as uncharacterized. NCBI's taxonomy places the organism in Eukaryota, Viridiplantae, Streptophyta, Magnoliopsida, Brassicales, Brassicaceae. The record is from RefSeq and is a predicted model, not a curated record. The transcript is spliced from 6 exons. Bases 106 to 1239 code for a protein of 377 amino acids.